Messenger RNA from Hypanus sabinus (Atlantic stingray), 6064 nucleotides. It is a transcript of the gene vwa5b2, whose product is annotated as von Willebrand factor A domain containing 5B2. NCBI's taxonomy places the organism in Eukaryota, Metazoa, Chordata, Chondrichthyes, Myliobatiformes, Dasyatidae. The record is from RefSeq and is a predicted model, not a curated record. The coding region runs from base 1736 to 5782 and encodes 1348 amino acids. The transcript has 24 exons.
GCGGAGGUUGUGGAGAAGGAUGAGUUGGAUGCAGAGGCUUAUGGGAUGGUAGGUGAGGACAAGAGGGACCAUCACCCUGUUAAGAUGACAGGAAGAUAGGGUGAGCACGGAUGUCUGGGAAAUGGAGGAGACACGGGUGAGGGCAGCAUCAUUGGUGGAGGAAGGGAAACCCCACAUUUUGGUGAUGUGCCAACUCUACGCAACUUCUGAGAAAGUAAAGGCUCUGUUGUGCCCCCUUUGUGAUGACGUUUAUGUGCUAGUCACAGUGCAGAUCCUGACCUCUGGGUUUUAGUCUUUGGGUUUGCUGUGAUUGUGUGGGGUGUUCUAGUUUCUCCCACAUACCAAAGAUGUGUGAGCUGAACUCUGUAAAGUACCUUCGUGUGUAGGUGAAUGAAAGUAGGGAGAAUAAGGAUUGGAGUUUGGCUUAGUGUAGACGGACGCUUGAUGGUCAGUGUGGACACAAUGGACCGGAGGGUCUGUUUCCUCACUCUGUGAAGGUGUAACUUGGACCAGUGCUGCCUAAGCCACCAGCCAGGGUUGAAGAUUAAUGGGCAGGGAUCACAACAGGAAAACUGGAUGAGGGAACAUUGGGUUGAAUCACUUGGGGGAAAAAGGAAGAUUUGAAAAGCAGCAGAAACUGGAAGAUUUUGAUGAGGAUUGUUGAGUGGUUUAUUCCGGGGAAUCUUGACAACCCCUGAGCAGGAACACUGACAUUUACCUCUACGGACAAAAGUUUUAGUCCCUAGUGCAGUCCCCCCAGACCAUCUAUUGGCCUUCUGCUCCCUGGUGUUGAAGCAGCUACCAAGUACUGAUCUGGAGUUAAAAGUUUAUGACAGACUGGGGUUUGCCGGACCAGAAACAAAGUUGAAUUAAUAGUGGGAGUGACUAAGACGGGUCGGCAAGUCGGUGGUGGGAGUUUCCGGAGCAGAUGAGAUAAAUUGUUUUCCCACGGGGAGAAAGGGAAGAAGAGAGGGAAGGCAGAUUAGGGAAAUGUUUGUGGUGGGUAGGCGAAGGGUAGUUGCAGUGAGGAUGGUCUUGCUGUGUGCCACCAGCCGAAAGCCCUUUGCUUGUGUUUACUCGCCCUGCAAUAAUAGGGUGUCGCUUUAAAGCCAGCGGUGUUUAUAGGCAGUCCGUCUCCUACUCGUGCGCCGAUCCGAAGAGAGAGACCAAGCUCUCUGCUCCCGGAAUCCUGGGAGACGUCCUUGAAAUGGGCGCAGACUGCCCCCAAAUGUGCGCGACAGAGGCUGUGAGCCAGAGGGAGGGCGGCGGAUGCAGGAUCGCAACAGGAGCAGCGUCCUGUACACUCCCCGGGAACAGCAACUCUUGGCGAAGGCAGUAACAGCAGAGGCGUUCAACAGUCAGGUGGAAAAGUGCGGCAGGAAUAACGGGAGGCUUGAGUUGGAACAUAGAACGUUACUGCUUAACUGAUUUGAUCUGUUUCCCCUGUGAUCGCAAAUCAGGCUCAGGCAAUGAGGGAUGAAGAGAUGGUGCUGGGAUUGCUGGUGAUACCCACAUCUUGCGAAUGAAUAUAUAAAACAAACACAAAAAAAGUGAAAUACUGAGAAAGACCAGUGGAUUGGAACUGAUUAGAGUGCUUUUAUAAAGAGCCCUCACAGAUGUCUGUGCAGCUGAAUUGUUUUGGACUGAAGGUGGAACAGCCAGAUACUCUGACUUCAUGUGAUCUUCGUGUGCUGAACUAUACAUUUUAGAGUUGCCCAAGGCUCAGGGGAAUACAAUGCCAGGAUUGUUAAACCAAUCGACAUGGGCACCUCUCCCUUUGAAUGCAUCCAGUAUCAGAGCCUGCACUAAUGGUCUCUCCCUCAGGAUAUCCACAAGCCUCACCUAUAUCAACCCAGAAAAUGUACCGGUAGAAGGUGUAUUUGUUUACCUGUUGGACGAGUCAGAGGUGGUGGCUGACUUUGAAGCUUUGACAGCAGGAAGGCUGGUCACCACCCAGGUAAAGAACCGGGUAAGAGCUGAAGAUUGCUGCUUUGAAUGCUACAACCGCUCCAAUCUGGCGCUUCAGUGUAGCAAAGGUCACCUGAUAUUGGAUGAAGACAUGGAUAGAACCACUUUCAUUGUUAGCACUGGGUUGAUUGGCUCUCUGGAAACCAUAACGAUAUUUCUGAGCACUACAAUGGAGCUUCAGACACAACAAGAUGGCACUGUGCAGGUGCUGUUUCCUCCUGUAUUUAUGCCUCUGGUACGCAAAAACGAGGGGAAGGUUGAGUCUACAAGAAGUAAUGGAGAACGGUUCAGUUCUACCAAUUGCUUCGGAGCAGGGGGUAUCAGAGGAGAGAAAUCCAGCAAACGCCGCAGCCUACCAGAGAUCUUAACAGGACAAGUAUUCAACCCAGUACCAUAUCAAUUCAGCUUUGAGAUGCUAGUCCGCGGCCCCUGUCUCCUGGCAGGUGUGGAGAGCCCCACACACGCACUACGGGCUGGUGCAGAUCCCAUCGCCAGGUCUGCUUCCACUCUAUACAUCACACUGGCCGAGAAACACCAAUAUGACAGGAACCUCCAAAUCAUAUUGCAUCCAUGCGAGCCCCAUGUUCCACACCUCCUGCUGGAGAACGGCAGCUUGAGUUUUGAAGAGUAUGAGCGGCACAUUAAAAAUAGACGGGAUUUCACGCGGGUGUUGAAGAAAAGCUCUAAUACUGACAAAAAGGUUGAUUUUGUGCGGAAGCGUUUUCAUAAGGACAUCCGAUUCAAUCCUGUGCUGAUGCUGAAUUUUUGCCCUGACCUCCACAGUAUUCCAACAGAUUUUGGAAACGUGACCAGGGAAAUUAUAUUCCUGAUCGACAGAAGUGGUGGCAUGAGUGGCAUUAAAAUGGGGAAAAUAAAAGAAGCCAUGAUAGUUGCUAUCAAAAGUUUACCUCCUGGAACAUUACUGAAUAUCAUUGGUUUAGGCUCAAAUGUGAGGACUCUCUUCUCUUCCAGUCGGCCAUGUAGUGAUGAGACCCUGUCCUUGGCCUGUGAGUACAUUCAGAGAAUGGGAGCUGACGUGGGCAGCACCAAUAUCCUUGCUGCUUUAUCCUGGAUUUAUAAGCAACCCGUGCUCAGUGGGUACCCUCGACAGCUCUUUCUUUUGACUGAUGCUUCAGUUUGCCAUGCUGGGAAAAUUAUAGAGCUGGUUCGAAAAUAUGCAACCUCAGCAAGAUGUUUCAGUUAUGGGCUGGGUCCAAAUGCCUGCAAGCGGUUACUACACAGAAUAGCAAAGAUCACGGGUGGAACAUUUGAAUCUCUCAGUGAAGGUGAACAACUAAAACCCAAGCUAAUUAAAUCUUUAAAGAAAGCAAUUGAGCCAGUCUUGAGUGACAUCACCAUCGAAUGGUAUCUCCCAGAUACUUUAGAAGUUCUUCUGACUCCGAUCGAAAUUGGACCUUUGUACCCUGGCGAUCAUCUCAACAGCUAUGGAGUCAUUUACGAUCUUUCUGGAUUCCAAAAGAAGAAGAACGCUGCUCAUGCUGAAUCUUCCACGUCCGUCUUGAUUGACAGAAUGACUUCUGAACGAAAUGACACUGAAGAAGCACUGAAGGAAAUUUCCCAGGAGAUUUCUACAGAGUUCUCAGGCGUAAAUGCUGAGGAAAAUGAAAAAUGUAGGGACUCAGAGUCGGAUUCAAUCAAUGAUUUGCGAAGGCGCAUGUCCCUUGCCUCAUAUAUCCAUGAGCAGUAUACCUUGACGCAUUGUUCCAUUAGCAAUCUUAAAGGAAAUAGGGAUCGAAGCAUGUCGACCUGUGGCUCAAAUAGUAGUGACUCUACAGAACCUCCAGAUAUUAGCAGGGAAAUAGCCUCCUUCCCACAUGGUUUGGAAAAUAUUGCACAUCAAGGCCAGAAAAGCUUGGUGCAUUGGGAAUCAUCAAACAAAUCGUUGUCUAACUUCGAACCCCUCAGUAGCAAAGGCUUCCUUGGAAUUGACUCUGCUUCAGAUGAGACAAGCAGAAAGAGAAAACUGAUGGCGCAAGCAGCCCUUUCUGGCCGGAGUUUUUCGUCACCAAAUGGCCAAUUGGAUAUGCAUUACCUGCGCAAGGCAUUAGAGAAGGUCUCCACAGCAAAGUCUCACAACUGGUCCAUUGGAGGAAGAAUGAACGACAUCGAUCACGUAUCACAACAAUUUCAGGCUGACAGUAGUUCAAGGAAGAGCAUCAAUGAUUCCAAUACUCUUCUGUUUCAGGCGGGGACUCCAGAGUGGGACACAUUCUUCGAUCCUGAGAAUCUCUUCUUGCCGGUGACCUCGGAUGAGUCGGGCUCGACAGAAGUGAACGGCACACACACAAUGCAAUGCAAGUCAGUGAUUCAUGGUUUAAUCGGGGGGAAGUCAGUCACAUGGGAGGCAACGGCCAACCUCUCCUCCCUCUACCAUGCUUCGGUUGAACAGGAGGCACCGUGCACCCCUGAAAACCCCUGGGCAGGGAUCCUGCAUCAGUUGACUGUGCAUUCAGUCAUCAGAGACUUUGAGAACAUGGCAGAGAAAACAAGUGAUGUUGAAUAUGGUCCUUCUGGAAAAUAUUGUCUGAAAGCUAUUCAGACCAGCAGAGCAAGUAACAGCAUGUCCAUCUACACAACUGUUGUGCCAGUGAACGCUGCCACUCAGGAAUCAUUAUCCUCCUACGUGAAAGUUCGAAACACAGGAGCCAGAGUAAACCAAGCACGAGGCUCAUAUUCAGGGAGCAAGAGGCAGAGAAGUUAUUCUGCCAGCCUGGUCCGGACGCCCCCAAGCCAUGAUUCUGUGGAACUGGAUGAUACAUUGGGUUCUACAGGAGUGGACGAAAUUCCAACGACACCAACCAGUGUGGGAUCUUCAUCAUCCUCUGGGUGGGAAAGGCAGAGUGUCCCAGAUGGCAAUGGGCAGAGUCUGUCAAUAGCCUCAGUACGGACACAGAAAUCAUAUGAAAAUUUCUUUGCAUCCAGGUUUAAUCUGGGAAGGCACAGAAGUCUUAGUCAGACUGGAAAAUACACACCAGUAACACCUACCUGCCUAUCUGCCAAACUGGACACAUCUCCUGAAGAAGAGAUUAACGAUUAUAUGCCACUGGUACGGUUACAACUGGCAUGUGGAGCAUUUCUUCUGAAUGAAGCCUUCUCUGAUGCAGUCCAGAUUCCGUUAGAUCGACUGAGAAGGGCCUCACCCUUCUCAUGUCAUCGAGCAAGUCUCUGUCCAUCCUCACGCUGCAUAAUGACCUGCAAACCUGAAAACCUUCUCCAAGAGAAGCUCUCCAUGCAUAAACAGCACACGGCUGAACCUUGUGCUAACAGGAGUGACCAGUGUGGGCUCAAAAGCGAUCAGGGAAAUACUGAAGAAAUCAUAAAAGUUUCAAGUAAGAUUACACGGUCACAUCUUGAGGGUGUUUUGGAUCAUGGCAGUUCUCCAGCAAGAAGAAGCAAUUUAUUUAGUGCCAGUAUUGAUGGUCACAGCACCAAUGUUCAGUUGGUAGACAGUGGCAGGGGUUCUGAAACUGAAAGUUCACCAGUUGCCUCUGAAAGCAGUGGAGCCUCGUACAGGUUGAUAAGUGAACUGAACACUCAGUAUGAUGAUUUGGAGGGUAUGAGCUGGGCUACUGCAGUUGGACUGGGCUGGCUUGAACAUCACUGUGCUGGUUACUUUCCAGAAUGGGAGCUUAUCGCUGCCAAGGCAGACACGUGGCUAUGUUCUCAACAGUUUCCUGAACAGGUGAAUAUCAAUGCACUGAAGGCUGCAACUAGGCAGCUGUUCCUGUUGCUACGUCAUUGGAAUGAGAACAUCAAGCUCAAUAUGUUGUGUUAUAAUCCAAAUAAUAUGUAAAUACAGAUGUUUAAUGAAUUUAAUAUAUACUUAAGAAUUUUAACUUGAGGCAAUAAAUUGUAAUGCCUGAUUUAAAAAAAAACUGAGUGCAUCAGAUACGAGGCAGCUAUUUUGCCAUUUAAGUGACCAUUAUGACAGCAGGAUUCUAUUCAUUAGAAAUGUACGGUGCAGACUGCAAACAUUUAUCUUCUUUCUAUGACAUGCCUACAGAGGAAAUUCAAAUAUUUAAAUGCAUAAGAAUUGAUCAGGAUUUAUAGAAUAAUCUUGAAAUAAAUGGCAAUA